Molecule: messenger RNA, 865 nt
Organism: Pseudomyrmex gracilis
Lineage: Eukaryota; Metazoa; Arthropoda; Insecta; Hymenoptera; Formicidae
Product: THAP domain-containing protein 3-like
Exons: 5
Coding region: 108-863 (251 amino acids)
Molecular function (GO): sequence-specific DNA binding
Source: RefSeq, a predicted model, not a curated record
UGGCCAGUCUGCCAACCAUUGUUGACAACUUUGGUAACGUGUCGGUGUCGGUCGGACAUGUUUAGGUGUUGAAAAUUGCGGACAAUGCGGACUAGUGCGAAUCCCUGAUGUUUAUUUAUUACACAAUGGUGAAUACACCAUGCCUUAUAUGUAGAAAAUAUCAAAAAGAUCAUACGCAUUUGAGUUUUCACAACUUCCCAAAAUGCGAAAAGCUGAAAAAAGUUUGGCUAGAACGUUUGAAUCUGAUCAACUUCGAGCCGAAACAAAACGAUUUGAUCUGUUCGGAUCACUUCAAAAAAUCGUGUAUCAUUCCCGGCAAGAGAAGACGUUUGAUAUCCGGCAGUAUUCCUUACAUAAAUAAAGAAGAAAUUGAAGAAGAAAUUGAAUUCGCCGUCAGUAAUAACGCAACUAAGCCAGCUGGGAAUUGCGUUGACGAUGACGUAUCCGAACCGGCUGUUAAUAACGACGCAACAGCAGCUAUUCUCAUCAAUAACGACACGAUGAAAUCGCUAGUGAUUUAUCGCACGAACAAUUUACCACCGAUUGUGACAGAACGUUUUAAUAUACACAAAAUGGUGGCGGCAACCACAAAUGAAUGUCAUAGCAAAAGUUCUCCAACCAACAGGGAGGUUGUUGUAGCGAAUGUAGAGCGAGACCAUACCUACUGCGUUCCUCUGAUUGUCGAUCACAAGAGGGAGUUGGAAAGAACGAAGGAGAUCGUCAAAGAGCUGAAGUCGUCAAACGCACUGUUGAAACGCAAAUUGAGACGAGCGAAACAAACAAUUCAUACACUACUUGACAUGAUUCCUAAAACCUCCUUCGCUGAGAGAAAAGAGACGAGCAAAGUGUUUUGUGAAUUGUAAAA